AUGUGCUACGUAGACUGUCUCGAUGAACUAUCAUUGUUUCAAUGUAUCCUCUUUCAGGUAAUUAUAUUUGCUGAGCGGAAGCAGGAUGUAGAUGCCAUUCACGAAUAUCUGCUGUUGAAAGGCAUUCAGGCCGUCAGCAUCCACGGUGGCAAGGACCAAGAAGAGCGGACAGCCGCUGUUAACGAUUUUCGGGCUAUGAGAAAGGAUGUUCUUGUCGCUACGGACGUGGCCAGCAAAGGUCUCGAUUUUCCUGAUAUCAAUCACGUUAUCAAUUACGACAUGCCAGAGGAUAUUGAAAAUUAUGGUACAGUCUGUUUUGUCCUAUUUGAAUUUUGUCAGAAACUUGAUUCCUCUUAA
This is a messenger RNA of Protopolystoma xenopodis, 357 nucleotides long. Lineage: Eukaryota; Metazoa; Platyhelminthes; Monogenea; Polystomatidea; Polystomatidae. The record is from the annotation of a GenBank genome assembly.